AUGAAACUCGUGCAAAAUGCAAUUCCAUUACUUUUCCAAUCUCAACAUUUCGCAGCCAAAGUGCUCAGCACCAUUCAGUGCGUACCGCAGUACCAGGAACGCAUAGUACCGAAAGAGAUCGUGCUUAACAGCGAACGAGGCGAGAAGAGUAACGUCGCUGCCCAUCUCUGUCUACUGCACGUCCUGUUCGACAGCUUCACACUAGGUCGCUUUACCUCCUUUACUGAAGAUGGCUGUCCGGACGGAUAUAUGCAGAUUCAAGAAGCCUCAAGACCUCAAGUUGGCGGUUCCUGGUGUGGCACCUCGUGGGGUCCAUCCAUAUAUUAUAGUGAAACAAAAUCUAUCACGCUUAUAAUAAGACUUCUUCACUUGUCUAAGGAACAAAAUAACUAUAAUUUUGAUUUUCGAAUGGCCUAUAAAGUUUUAAGAAGAGAAUAUGCGACGGUUCGAUAUGGAGGGAGCCCUCCUUUGGAGCGGCCUUUUUUCAAACUCAGGCCGGUACCUUAUCUCGUAAACAUAUCACGCGGCGAGGAUAUGAAUACGCCGAAGACGACAAAAACUACCGAGUAUUACCUCGGGGAUUUGAUCUCAGGAACUUAUUGCUCUCGGAUAUUCAGUGACUGUGAUCGUAAAAACUGUAGGUUACAAUCACCAAAUUUUCCAGGGGUUUACCCUAGAAACUUAACCUGUUAUUAUGCAGUACGACAACACGAAGUGCCUCAAGGAAAACAUGCUUUGAUAGUUGUGAAGCAGCCUAACGGCCAACUAGUUUCAAUUAGAAGCCAAAAGGCUUUGUAUGCGGCGCAACAAGAAAGGGGUAACAAUGGACGGGAGCUGAAAUUUUGGCAACAGUGUGACGAAGUUCAAGACUAUGUGACGGUAUACGAUGGUUACACAACAAGAGACCCUGUAAUUUUGAGGUUUUGUGGAGGAGGAGUGUCCGUCCCGGAAGCAAUAUCAAGCGGUCCUGAGCUAUUGGUGGAAUUUACAACGUCACCGUUUGGCACGUUUUUACAGCCUGCGACGUCACAGUCUUUACACGGAUUCCAAUUAGAAAUAGAGGUCAGAUUUGUGGAUCAGCAAUCGCCUACAUACGCUAAGAACAAAAGAGCUUGCGAAUUUUGGAUACGAGGAACAGGGCGGGGCACCUUAGAGCACCCGCAACACUCACUACCUCCGAACACAACGUGCCUAUAUCAUAUGCAGGGUAUAGACACAUCGGGGCCAUCGGGAAGAAACAUAAUUUACAGAAGACCCUCCUUUUCAGCUCCCCGAUUUAAAGUAUGGUUUUCAGUAUUGAAAUUUUAUGUGACCAAUGCUCUAAAUCCAAACUUGCCCGAGGAUGAGUACUGUGGAAGUCAUUUGAAUAUAUGGGAUGGCCCGAUGAGGAUAUCGCCCGGCUGCAGUGAUAUUUUCUGUGAUAAAGAGCGCUCAGUUCAAAUGUCGAGAGCAACUUCUCCUCAAUCGGUGAUAGUCGGUCGUCCCCCGACAAACGCCACAUUGGUGGCCAGAUUCUGCCGUGAGCGGGCACCAAGGACCUGCGAACAUGCUCUGUUACGAAGAUCCAGAGCAUGCACCAAGACUGAAAGCUUUCUGUCAAAGGGAGAUUCUUUGACAUUAGAAUUGAAAUUGACACAAGGGACCGCUUUGAAGCCUGUUUAUUUCAAAGCCCUUUACGAGUUCGUCGACUUGCAUCAAGACGGUGAACCAUGGGGCCGGGGAUCGUGUUCUCGAAAAUUUGCCUCAAGGUCGUUUCCAGAAGCACCACCCGAUCCACCAAUAACCUUUUCUUCGCCCAGAGAUGUAUUUUUAUACGGUAGAGGAGGAAAUCGAAAUAUUAGCUGCACAUACCGCUUUGAAGCUAACCCAGGCGAGGUUAUAAGACUCCGUGUAUGGGGCGUACGUAGUGGUGGUAGACUAUGUCGAUCUGUACACUCCGCCCACUCGCCUUGGUACCGGUGUGCCGGUGAAGUUACUGCAGCCGUAAGAAUAUUUGACAAACCCUGGAGAGAUGCUGGCUUAAGGAUACCAAGGGACUGCUUAUGCAGUGAUGUUGGUGACUACGAGUUUACAUCAAUAGCUACAGUAGCGGAACUAAAGUUCGAUGUCGUCAACAUGUCAGCAACUGACGAUUUCCGAUCUUUUGGUUUUGAAGCAUCCGUAGAAUUUGUUAGAUUAGACCUGGGCUGUGAAACUACACAUAGAGUAUAUGGAGCAAGUGGAGAGUUAAGACUGUCAUCGUCUUCGCCGAUGUCUGAAGCGGAACGUUGUGAACGUCGUCCAUGGGUAAUUGAUCCCUCCCCAGGGCGAUAUCUCUACCUGCAAAUCCGUGGAAGCAUUAUUAGAGAACCUGAGCUGGAUAACUUCACACUCUUAAACAAUAUCACAGUGGCUCCAGAUAUGAGGCACUUAUGUAGGACACCGAAUAGAAUUGCUGUGUAUACUGGAGGGCUUACUCCUACAUUCAUAUGUCCUGAACCUCAGGAAGAACAGAUGGAAGACAUGGUAGAAGUGUUCUCAGAAGGCUGGUCAAAAGAAGUAGAUCCUUUAACACGUCAUGUUUUUGCGUCCCCUUCAGCUUCAGACCAAUUUAGUUUAGAUUGGACAAGGGCUCUAAGCGCAGAACUUAUUGCCGUAGAGCCUGGCUCUUAUUAUGUAUCUUGGUUGGAACUUUCUAGAAGACACGCCAGUUCCCACGGCGGUGUGUUCGCACUGUCGGGUGAAUGUGAGUACCGCUGCCCGUCCCUGGAUGCGUGCAUCUCGGGCGCGCUGUGGUGCGACGGCGUGGCGCACUGCCCGCGCGGCGAGGACGAGCGCCUCGCCCACUGCUCCGCGCUGCUGCGGGUGCCGGCGCACUACGCCGCUGCGCUUCUCGCCCUCACUGUUCUGGCGGCAGCCGCUGUCAUAACAGCAGCACGUUCCUGCCGCAGACGUCGUUCAGCGUUGCAGCAACGCCUUAAGAGCUUGUCCUCAGACACUGCCAUCUUUGAUGAAAAAGAAGUGAUUUGCUGA
Molecule: messenger RNA, 3012 nt
Organism: Arctia plantaginis
Lineage: Eukaryota; Metazoa; Arthropoda; Insecta; Lepidoptera; Erebidae
Source: the annotation of a GenBank genome assembly